AAUAUGCGAUCUUAUUAAUGUGUAGCCCUGUUCAGUAUUCACCUAGCUGUAAGCUGGUACGAGAUAUAAUUCAAAAGGUUGUGACUUCGCUGUCUCGGUGUGUGGAGUGUAGUGUGGCCUCAGUUCUACCCGAAGAUUGGUCUUUGAGAUCUGAGCUCGCUCCGUAAUGGGGAAAACUGUCUGGGUGACCAGUAGGCGACCUUGAAAACAUAGAUUGCCAUGGGUUUUUCAGGUUGCAAAGUCAUCCGUUCAGCCCUGCAGGCCGCCACCCUGCAGGCCACACAGACGGCCAUUGAGCCAGCAGGCUCUACUGCUGCUGCUGCUGCUGCUGCAGGUGACUCCAGCCUCUCGGAGUCACCUGCCGCAGCCUCCUCCAUCGCGGACAGGCUGGCGGCCCUGCUGGAACCGAGUCUGACGGCGGAGGAGCUGCUGAGGCUGACGCAGCGUGCCAGGGGCCUGGUGGAGGCCGGCCGUGUCUUGGCCGUCCAGGACGUGGAGGGACAAACUCGGCACGCCAGAAUCAACCUGAAACACGGCCGCCUGCACCUCCACUCCCUGCAGGCCACGCCCCCGCCCCCCCACGCCCUCACCCUGCAGAUGGGCGAGGUGGUGCCGGCCGCCCCGCCCUGCGAGGUGUUCCUGGACCUGGCGUGGCCCGGCAGUGCGGCGCGGCGGGUGGUGGUGAGUCUACCCGGGACACCCCAGGGGCCGGCAGUUUGUGUUGCUGUGCUCGGGGCAGCGGGGCGCCUGCUACGCCAACACCUCCUUGUUUAUGGUGUGGGGUGAGGGACUGCCGGGGG
Portunus trituberculatus (swimming crab) is the source of this 800-nucleotide messenger RNA. RefSeq lists its product as uncharacterized. The transcript has 3 exons. Bases 220 to 786 code for a protein of 188 amino acids. The record is from RefSeq and is a predicted model, not a curated record. NCBI's taxonomy places the organism in Eukaryota, Metazoa, Arthropoda, Malacostraca, Decapoda, Portunidae.